CUUUGUGUGUGAUGGGGGGGAGAGUGAGAUAGCGCAUGUCUCAUCUCUCAGCGCAGCCACUAGACGCUCCCUCCACCACCAACUCCACCAUCUUGCAUGUGGAAGCAUCUCCAAGCGGAGCUGAGCUCUCCCGGGGCUAUGGACACUGCGGGAAAGAGCCUGGCCAGCAGCAUGGCAUGCUAGACUGGCAGCGCCUGCCUCCGUCUCCUCCUCUGCCCACCGUGUUUUGUAGCGGCUUGGAUGCUUUUCCGCAGCAUCUAGAGAGACACAGCCAGAGAAGAUGCGGAUUAGAUGCGAGCAGAUUGUGUUCUUAGUCUCUGGAUUUUGGGGCAUUGCGUUGGGAGCUUUCCCUAGCAGCGUGCAGAUAGGUGGGCUUUUCAUCCGAAAUACAGAUCAGGAAUAUACUGCUUUCCGGUUAGCGAUUUUUCUCCACAACACAAGCCCCAAUGAGUCGGAAGCACUUUUUAAUUUGGUUCCUCACGUAGACAACAUAGAGACAGCCAACAGCUUCGCCGUUACAAAUGCCUUUUGCUCUCAGUAUUCAAGAGGAGUGUUUGCCAUCUUUGGGCUGUAUGACAAGAGAUCGGUACACACCCUGACCUCAUUCUGCAGUGCUUUGCACAUUUCCCUCAUCACCCCCAGUUUCCCAACAGAAGGUGAAAGUCAGUUCGUGUUGCAGCUGAGACCAUCAUUACGGGGAGCACUGCUAAGUCUACUAGAUCAUUAUGGAUGGAACCAUUAUGUAUUUCUAUAUGACACAGACAGAGGAUAUUCCAUACUUCAGGCCAUCAUGGAGAAGGCUGGUCAGAAUGGGUGGCAAGUGAGUGCAAUAUGUGUGGAAAACUUCAAUGAUGCUAGUUAUAGACGUCUUCUAGAAGACUUGGACCGAAGACAAGAAAAUAAGUUUGUAAUAGACUGCGAAGUUGAAAGACUUCAGAACAUUCUGGAACAGAUUGUGAGUGUUGGAAAACACGUGAAAGGCUAUCAUUACAUUAUUGCAAACCUGGGAAUCAAGGACAUUUCGCUUGACAGGUUUAUGCAUGGCGGAGCCAAUGUUACAGGAUUCCAGCUGGUGGAUUUUAAUACUCCAAUAGUGACGGAAUUAAUGCAGAGGUGGAAGACAUUGGACCAGCGGGAGUACCCAGGAUCUGAAACCCCUCCGAAGUAUACAUCUGCCCUGACUUACGAUGGUGUACUUGUGAUGGCUGAAGCAUUCCGUAAUUUAAGAAGACAAAAAAUUGAUCUUUCAAGAAGAGGAAAUGCAGGAGACUGUCUUGCUAAUCCUGCUGCUCCAUGGGGUCAGGGAAUUGAUAUGGAGAGAACAUUAAAACAGGUUCGAAUACAGGGGCUAACUGGAAAUGUCCAGUUUGACCAUUAUGGCCGAAGGGUCAACUACACGAUGGAUGCGUUGGAGCUAAAAAGUACCGGCCUCAGAAAGAUUGGUUACUGGAAUGAUAUGGAUAAGCUAGUUUUACUGCAACAUGAACCAUCCUUAAAAAAUGACAGUUCCGCCAUUGAAAACCGCACAGUCAUUGUUACUACAAUUCUGGAAGCCCCUUAUGUAAUGUACAAGAAAAACCAUGAGCUGUUGGAAGGAAAUGAUAAGUUUGAAGGAUAUUGUGUAGAUCUGGCCUAUGAAAUUGCAAAACAUAUUGGUAUCAAGUAUAAAAUUGCCAUUGUUCCUGAUGGAAAAUAUGGAGCAAGAGAUUCAGACACAAAGAUCUGGAAUGGAAUGGUGGGAGAGCUUGUAUAUGGGAAAGCGGAGAUUGCUGUGGCUCCUUUGACUAUCACCCUGGUGCGAGAGGAGGUCAUUGAUUUCUCUAAACCUUUCAUGAGCUUAGGAAUUUCCAUUAUGAUAAAAAAGCCACAAAAAUCGAAACCAGGAGUCUUUUCAUUUUUGGACCCAUUGGCUUAUGAAAUUUGGAUGUGCAUUGUUUUUGCCUACAUUGGCGUCAGUGUAGUUCUUUUCCUCGUAAGCCGAUUUAGUCCUUAUGAGUGGCAUACGGAAGAACCGGAAGAUGGGAAGGACGGACCCAGUGACCAACCUCCAAAUGAGUUUGGAAUUUUUAAUAGUCUUUGGUUCUCCCUUGGAGCUUUCAUGCAGCAAGGAUGUGAUAUAUCACCAAGAUCUCUCUCAGGUCGCAUUGUUGGAGGCGUAUGGUGGUUCUUUACCCUCAUUAUUAUCUCAUCAUACACGGCUAAUUUGGCUGCCUUCUUAACGGUUGAAAGAAUGGUUUCACCAAUAGAAAGUGCUGAAGACCUUGCCAAACAAACAGAAAUUGCAUAUGGAACACUCGAUGCUGGGUCAACAAAAGAAUUUUUCAAAAGGUCGAAAAUUGCAGUUUAUGAAAAGAUGUGGACCUAUAUGAAAUCUGCUGAACCAUCAGUAUUUACCAAGACGACAGCAGAAGGAGUCGCCCGUGUACGGAAAUCUAAAGGAAAAUUUGCUUUUCUACUGGAAUCGACUAUGAACGAAUACAUCGAGCAGAGAAAACCUUGCGAUACAAUGAAAGUUGGAGGAAAUCUGGAUUCUAAAGGAUAUGGAGUGGCAACACCUAAGCAUUCUCUAUUAAGAACUCCUGUAAACCUUGCCGUUUUGAAACUCAGUGAGGCAGGCGUCUUAGACAAGCUGAAAAACAAAUGGUGGUACGAUAAAGGUGAAUGUGGACCCAAGGACUCUGGAAGUAAGGACAAGACAAGUGCAUUGAGUCUGAGCAACGUUGCUGGAGUUUUCUACAUUCUGGUUGGAGGCCUGGGCUUGGCAAUGCUGGUGGCCUUGAUAGAAUUCUGUUACAAGUCAAGGGCAGAGGCGAAACGAAUGAAGCUGACCUUUUCUGAAGCCAUACGAAACAAAGCCAGAUUAUCCAUUACAGGGAGUGUAGGAGAAAAUGGCCGUGUCUUAACUCCCGACUGCCCGAAGGCCGUACACACUGGGACAAUUAGACAAAGUUCAGGAUUGGCUGUAAUUGCAUCGGACCUACCAUAAAAACCAAAUAAUUUAUUGAGUGCCUUAAUUAUACACUGUUGGUGAGUGACAUACAGCACAGACUGUGAGCUACAUGGGAAAAUCACUGAAGUCCUAGAAAUAUUGCUGAGAUCGGGAAGUACGUCUAAAUGCGCCAAACAUCAUCAGCGACAAUGUGUGCAUGAGCUCUGCUCGGAAACCCAAACUCAGAUUUUUAUAUCAGGAAAUUGCUUAAUUUAGUUUUAUUGGGGUGAGGGAGGGUGCGGGGGAAGAGUGUAUUAGCAACAACAAAUUUAUCUUGGAGGAACUAUAUUCUAAGAAAAAAAAAAAGACGUGUCAUUUAGCUCAUUAAACUGUGAAGAACGUGAUCAGAAUGGACAAUACUUCUAACAAAGAAGGAAAAUAGCUAUAGAAUACAAUGAAAUUACUAACCAGUAUCUCAAGAAACUCCAUGCAUAUAAGGGAUGAAUAUCCAAUUGUUGAACUAGAUCUCUUAAGAAAAA
Molecule: messenger RNA, 3468 nt
Organism: Nanorana parkeri
Lineage: Eukaryota; Metazoa; Chordata; Amphibia; Anura; Dicroglossidae
Gene: GRIA4
Product: glutamate ionotropic receptor AMPA type subunit 4
Exons: 16
Coding region: 281-2986 (901 amino acids)
Biological process (GO): synaptic transmission, glutamatergic; monoatomic ion transport; modulation of chemical synaptic transmission
Cellular component (GO): postsynaptic membrane; AMPA glutamate receptor complex; dendritic spine
Molecular function (GO): transmitter-gated monoatomic ion channel activity involved in regulation of postsynaptic membrane potential; AMPA glutamate receptor activity
Source: RefSeq, a predicted model, not a curated record